AUUUAGCAAAUACACGUACACUUCCGGUUAAAUUGAUUUGCAGUUUCAGUAAAUGUUACUCAUUUUAAUACAGCUUUUACGGUGGCAGCUAAGAGAACUGACGUGUAUGUGAUUAUACUAGAAGUUUAACAGGAAAAGAAAGAUUUAUUUCAGAUAUAUGCUUGCACCCCUCCUUAGACAACCAACAUGUUUCGAGGAGGUCGACACAGGGGGCAGAACUUUGGCGUCUUGCUCCUUGGAAUGCAGUUAAUGAAUUAUGGCUUUGAUAAAAUACCCCCGGUUACUUUGGUGUCUAUUGUAGGUCAGACCCUCAUAUUCCUCGGCAUUGGAGACCUCGAUCGGAUGUUCGGCUCAGUGAGGGACGUGUGUAUCAGCACCCAACUCGUGGUGUUCCAGAGGCAGUGGAAGCGCCUUGUGCUAGGAGCGCUUGUUCACGCGGAUGACAUGCACCUCUAUUUUAACAUGGCAUCGCUCCUGUGGAAAGGCUCGACUCUAGAGAGACGUUUUAAGAGUCCGUAUUUCGCGUAUUUGCUCCUGGUGUUCACGGUGUUGACCAGCGCGGUUUUGUGUGGACUGAACUACCUGAUGGCAUUGGUGAAUGAGGACCCGUCGUAUAAUCUGACAUGCGCUGUAGGCUUUUCUGGCGUCCUGUUUGCGCUGAAGGUGUUGACCACCCAUUACUCUCCGCCGGGCAUGCAGUACGCCCUCGGCUUCAUCCCGGUGCCUUCUAAGUACAUCUACUGGGCCGAGCUGGGACUCAUACAGCUCGUGUACCCUAAUGCCUCCUUCACAGGCCACCUGGCAGGUAUUGUGGUAGGAAUGCUUUACAUCCAUGGGCCGUUGAAAUUCAUAAUGGACAGCGUCAUGUCGCCAGAGGCAUCGUAUACGUAUUUUGCUGGGACCGCCAACAUAAACAGGGGAUACUCAGGUAAUGUUGGGACAACAAGAGAGAACUCAUACGGCGCACAUGAACCACGUGCAAAUCAUAGACGUACUGAAUACAGAAAUGACGAGCCGCCACACUAUGGAGGUCAAGGUCAAAGUAGUUAUGAUGAGUAUACAGGGGGUUUAAGUGAAGAGGAACAGCUUAGAAGAGCCACUGAAGAAAGCCGGGGCCAGUAUUACAGAGAGCCUACCGCACCGCCCAGUGAAAGGAUGUAUCCGGAUUUAGAUGAAUUAAGGAGAAGGCGAGCGGACCGUUACACAUAGAAACGAUUGACACAUGAACCGCAUCUGACGCCGUUAUGUACAUUUUUGGCACUGGGAAAACGGUGCUUAAUGCACAUGCAUAAAGUCGUUACUGAUAAGCCUGUGUGGACUGCUUUCUGCGUUUUUAUGGAAUGCUUCGUUUCGUUUUAAGGCAGACUCUUUGAAAACAAAAUAAAGUUCAGAUGAAAAGUGUCGUCUUUGAUUAGCCUGUGUGGACUGCACAAGGUAAUCCAGGACGGCACUUCAAGCACAUUCAUAACGCACCGUGUUCUCCAAUCUAGACUCAUAUGGAUUGUAAGUAUUCACCCGCAAAUUUAAUUUAAGGAGCGAGGUAUAUAUGAAGUCACUCUGCUGGUCAGUCAGUUGGUCCGUCCAUCAGCGUUAAAUGUAAAAAGUUUGUGAAGCAAAUAACUUUUAAGUUAUUUUCAAGCGUUUAAAUUGAAACGUUCAAUAGUUCAUCACUAUGUGUGGACGUGCCAGAUACAGUAUUCAUCCAAAAUCCACAAUACGCAUUCCAUAAGUUAUUUGCCCUUGAACAGAGCUAAAAAGGCAGUGUCAGGGUACUGUUUACAGUUGUGUUAAAGUUCUAGUUAUUAUUACAAUUAUGACUUUGAGUUGUUUUUUUCUACUAUGCCAUAAAUGUGAAAAUUUGAUAUAUAAUUAAGAUAUACUUUUAACUAGACAAAAUUAUGCGCAUACUUUGUCUAGUUUAUUUAAGUUGAAUGAAUCUUUGAAACCCCGGUCCGGCUACCAACUUGUGAGGGGACUGGUCACGAAAUCCUUGACUAGGGCAGUUGUCAAUUAACUCAUACCCACUUAGUAGCAAAGUGAAAAUGGCUAUUUGCAAACAGCAUAAAACGCAAAUAGCCUGCAAGUCACUCGCAGUCUUCUCAGGUUUUACGCUGUCUGCUUCCCAUCAGUAACUACGGGUAGGAAAUCAAGUCUUUAUAACUUCAAUUUAGUAAGAAAGGUAUUUAAAUAAAUGUAAUUUUGACGCACUCGUAGUCCCUUAAAAAGUUAAAUUUAAUUGCAGCCUUGUCUUCCAAGAUUCAAGGUUUGAACAGACUGCAUUCCAGCUGUUCUGGUUUUAUGCUGUUUGCACAUAGCCAUAUUCCCUUUGCUUCUGAGCGGAAAAGAGUAAAAUGGCCUCCGUGAUACGACUGAAGUAUAUGUAUGCUGGCAAGACUUCCACCGGGCGCAUCUGUGUAAAUUGAACGCAGCAUCAUGCUAAUAGUAUAGUGUUUCAGUGAAUGAUAUUGCGAUCUGGAAUAAUUUGAGUUGUUAGUUAGACUUCGUUUGCAAAAUGCAACGAUGGUAUCUAUUCACCACAACCGAUCUAUAACAAUAUUUAAUGUUUUUCUCACAAAUACAAUAUUUUAAUUUAUGCCCCUUUAAAAUGCACCCAAAGUAUUAUCGUUGGACUUGGGCUUUGAUUUAUACAUUUAUAAUUUGUCUAAUCCAGUAUACUGAUGCAUUUUAACGAAGCUGCUAUAGAACAAUUUAACCCUUUACCACUUAGAAACAUGUUUUGACGCAUUUGUAGUCCCUUAGAAAGUUAAAUUUAGGUCAAGACCUUCCUUUCUAAAUAAAACUUUUAAAGGCGCUAUUUCUAACCCUUAGAUAGAGAUGAGUUGCAAUCAGCAUACAACCUGAACAGAUUGCGAGUUACUCACAGGCUUUUCUGGUUUUAUGCUGUUUGCAUGUAGCCAUUAUCAUUUUGCUUCUGAGUGGGAAAGAGGUAAUUGUGUUUGAUUUCAUUAAUGAAAUUACGUGUGUUGUGUAUUCGGUGUUACUUCUGUGAUCGAAAUUAUCGAUAAGAAUAAAUACCAGUUGAAGUAUUGUCCAUCAUAUACUAGUAGGUUUGCAUUAAAAGGUGGCUGUAAUGGCUUGUUGUUACACUUGUUUAAUUUACCCUAUUGAAUUGCGUCUUCUUUAGCCAUUUGGGGUCCAUUUGUUUUUGAUUUGUGAUUUACCAUGGUUCUGUUUAUGUAAUGAAGCAACACUUAAAAUUAAUUAAUGUUAACUUAUAUUGAGCGAAUUUAAACCGUGUGGACUGAUUUGAAUAUAACUAUUAUAUUGAACAAACUUUACAAUUGUGUACAUUGAAAUCAUUUUCCAGCACAAUAUUUUAUUGAGUUCAAAACCGAUAAUUCAUUAAUUCUAAUAUUGUAUAUAUCUCUUAAAUGCAAUGUUCUGAAUUACGACACUAUCGUUUAUCUUUACAUGUUUGACAACUUACAUAUUAUUUUAUCCUAUGUGUUUGAAUAUAAAAUGUUAAUAAAUAUGGUGUUUAAAAGUAUGUAUGUUUUUCCCCUACCGGUUUCAACGGAGGGGACUUAUGGUUUGCGCUCUGUGCGUCUGUAUGUCUGUCUGUCACACUUUUCUGGAUCAUGUGAUAACUUUUAAAGUUCUUCAUAUGUUUUCAUGAAACUUGAAACAUGGAUAUAUGGCAAUAUGGACAUUAUGCACGUAAUUUAAUUUCGUUCCGAAGUCAAACAUUCUGUUUGCUAUGGAAACACAUAUAUAAACAAAUUCUGACAAUGGUGGGGCCGGUAGGGGACAUAUAUUGCUUGGCAAUAGUCUUGUUUAAAUAUGUUAUUAUUUGGUAAAGACUGUUCCCUCGCGUUUGUAUGUUUUGUAUUUUGUAUGAUCCCAAUUUGGGAUCCGGUAGGAAAGACAAGUCUCGAAGAUCAUGAUCCAUUGUAUUAUUUUUUAUUAAUAAGAUACCUGUUUUUGUUACUCAACAUCACACAACCAACCCUGUAUGUUUUCGUACAGGCAUGUAUACUAAGCUAAAUACAGUUAAGAAUGCAGUUUAAGUUUUUGUACAUGCGUAAAUAGUGAGUCAAGAGUAAACGUAAAAUAACAAUAUUAAACAU
This is a messenger RNA of Dreissena polymorpha, 4088 nucleotides long. Its product is annotated as rhomboid-related protein 4-like. Gene Ontology annotation, molecular function: serine-type endopeptidase activity. The transcript is spliced from 9 exons. The record is from RefSeq and is a predicted model, not a curated record. Gene Ontology annotation, cellular component: membrane. Bases 187 to 1209 code for a protein of 340 amino acids. NCBI's taxonomy places the organism in Eukaryota, Metazoa, Mollusca, Bivalvia, Myida, Dreissenidae.